Xiphophorus hellerii (green swordtail) is the source of this 3983-nucleotide messenger RNA. RefSeq names its product Ro60, Y RNA binding protein (gene ro60). The record is from RefSeq and is a predicted model, not a curated record. Gene Ontology annotation, molecular function: RNA binding. Gene Ontology annotation, cellular component: ribonucleoprotein complex. Bases 123 to 1736 code for a protein of 537 amino acids. Lineage: Eukaryota; Metazoa; Chordata; Actinopteri; Cyprinodontiformes; Poeciliidae. The transcript has 9 exons.
GCGCCCCACCCUCUUUCCCCUCCGAUUACGUCACUGCCAACCGGAGGAGAGGCCUCGCUCCAUCAGGCUGCAUCAAAACUUUCGCACUGUGCAAAUAUCUCGCUGCCUUCUCCAACACAGCAAUGGAGCCAUCAGAAAACGCUACCAGCAACCACGCCCUGAACUCGACAGGCGCCGAGGGCUCAUGGGAGAUCAGCGACAAGACCAGACUGUGCCGCUUCCUCUGCUACGGCUCUGAGGGAGACAUCUACACCGCCAGAGAGCAGGGCCGCGUCUCCACGGAGACCGCCGGAGCCCUGCUGUCGCUGCUGCAGGAGGGGAGAGGCGCAGAGGCGGUGGAGGAGGCGAAGCGGUUCGCCCAGGGCGGCCGCGCCGUCAGUCCGGGACCGGCCCUCUUCGCCCUGGCCUUGUGCUCGCAGCAUUCGGAGCUGAAGACGAGGCAGGCGGCUUUCAAAGCCCUGAGGGAGGUCUGCCGGGACCCGGCCCACUUGUUCUCCUUCGUCCAGUACAAGAAGGAGCUGAAAGAGGGCAUGAAAUGCGGGAUGUGGGGGCGCGCCCUGAGGAAGGCCGUGUCCGACUGGUACAACGAGCAGGACGCCCUGAAUCUGGCUGCGGCGGUGACCAGGUGUAAACAGAGAGAGGGCUGGUCGCACCAGGACCUGCUCAGGCUCUCCCACACCAAACCGGCCACAGAGGCUGUUGCCUUGAUCAGCAAAUAUGUAACAAAAGGGUGGAAGGAGGUCCAGGCGGCUUACGCGGACAAAGAGAAAUCGGAGGAAGUGGCCAAAGUGCUCUCCUAUCUGGAAGUGUUGGAAAAGGUCAAGCGCAGCUGUGACGAAGUGGAGGUCAGCGGUUUAAUAGAGGAGCACAAGCUGGAGAGGGAGCAGCUGCUUACAGACCACCUGAGGUCAAAACAGGUGUGGAGUGCCCUGCUGAAGGAGAUAUCUCUGCAGUCCAUUCUUAAAAUCCUGGGAAAGAUGACGUCCAACAGACUUCUUGAGCCACGGAGCGCGGAGACCCAAACCAUCUGCGAGAGACUUCAGAACGAGUCGUCGCUAAAGAAGGCCAACAUCCACCCUUUCAGCAUCCUUUUGGCUUCGGAAAACUAUAAACGAGGUCAAGGCUUCCAGGGGAAAACAAAGUGGGAGGCGGACGGUAGCAUCCUCAAAGCCAUGGACUGGGCUUUUUACACAAGCUUUCUGAACGUGGAGCCCGUCGGGAAGCGCUUCGUCGUGGCCGUAGACGUGGGCACGUCGCUGACCAGCAUCGUCCCGGGAACGGCGAUCAGCACGGCGGUUGCAGCUGCAGCCAUAACCAUGAUUUUUACCCGGACAGAAGCGAACACGCACGUCCUGUCCUUCUCUGGGGGCGCUGUGGUUCCGUGCUCUCUUUCUGCAGAUAUGUCGCUCGCAGAAGUAACUGCUGAGCUGGUUAAGUUCCCCAGCGGCAGCACAGACUGCACCCUUCCCGUCACAUGGGCCACAGAAAAUGGGAAGUCUGUGGACAUGUUCAUCAUUCUGACCAACAACCCGCUGUGGACGUUUACAGCCAGCCCAGUGGAGUCUCUGAAGAAACACAGACAUGCAUCAGGCACAGAUUCCAAGCUGGUGAUGUGCGGCCUGACCUCCAUCGGCCACGCCAUCGCAGACACAGAGGACAGGGGCUUACUCAGCAUCUGCGGCUUUGACCUCGGAGCGUUCAGCGUCAUCCGGAACCUCGCCCUCGACCUUAUCUGACCUGACCCGACCCGACCCCAUCCAAUCCGACAAAAUUUGAGACUCGCACACGCAGAGUUCUGGAGUAACUAAUCUCCCUCUUAAAAAAAAAAAAAAAGAGAGAAGAAAAAUGCUGACACUUAGAAUUCCAGAUUUUUGUAUUCCGUUCUGACAAAGCGUCCAGCGGGCUGGACGGUUCUCCAACGACGUCACAGGGUGCCGAUACAGGGUAUGCUGCAGGUGACGCGACUACACAGCAGGCCGAUUCUGGUUCUGGUUCUGGUUCUGGUUCUGGGUAAGACACUAACAUCUCUAGAAGAUGAGGUCAGAAUGUUGGGUUUAUUUUAAGGUGGUUUCUUGUAGUUUUCUUUUCUUUCUUUUUUUUUUUAAAAAACUCUGGUAGCAAGUUUGAGGUAAAGUAGGUGAAUUGUGAAGCUGGAACUAAUUUAAUAUAGUAUGUUUAUAAAUUAUUAACCAAACUAUGGGAAAUGAAGAUGAGAGGACAAGAGGAAGCACCAAAAAGUCCACAGGAAAACUUUCUGUUCUGUGUAAUUUUUAUGAUUUAUUUAGUUUUUAUUUGAAUACUAACAUUGAUUCAUUUUAGAAUGUUUUAGUUUUAUUCCUGUUUAGCCCCUCGAUCACUUUUAUUAUAUCAGACUAGUCCCUCUCUCUUUCUCUCUCUCUUUCUUGAUCUACUGUCCUGAUUAAAAGUUUACAUCUUACUCAUCAGGCGCAUAAAUGCCACAAUAAUUUAGAGCUUUUAUUGUUUUAUCUCAAUCUGUUGAAAUGACUGCGUUUAUAAAAACAACAAUUAAGUGCACAAGUUUGAAUGUAACGCGGAUUUUCUUUAAUCCACAUGGUCCGUAGCACAUAUAAUUUGCGUAAGCAAAUAUUAAUAUUAUAUUAAUGUUACAAAUAUUAACCCGUAGUUCGGUUGCUUUUUUUCCUUGAACUCCGUAAAUUUGAUGCAGUGUGGAUUAGAAAGAAAAAAAAAAUCACAUCAUUCACAUUUUAUUUAAACUGAACUAUCCAGUUCUUGUUUUCAACAUCUCCUGACGACAUAAGCUGUAUAAUCAGUUCACUCUGGAAAAAACAGUGGUUCAAACGCAUCGCUGAAACACUAAAGUUGAAGAUAUUCAAACCUACGAUGGGUGGAUGUCGAGUUCUGACUGGCACUGUAUUUCAGCGUGUUCCCUUUUAAAUGGGAUAACCUAUUUUUUGAAGGAGUGUUUUGUUUUGUUUUUUAGCAACAAAGUUAUGCAAAUGUCGAGGACUUCAACGGAUUUUGAUGAAAGUUGAGAGAAAUUGGCUCAGUUUCUCGUUUUAGUCAGAAAUCUAUGCAUCGCUAUGAGGUAGGGGUGCACCGAUUGCAGAUUUCUGGCCGAUCAACCGAUAUUUAAAAAGCCUGAUUCCAGUUUUGACUGUUCUGAUUUUUUUUGUCUGAAAAUUGGCAAAAUACAGCGUCAAAAUUACUUAAGUUGGCAACACCUUGGUGACUACUGUUUACCACGCAUGUUCCGAUGUGACCUCUGUCCGGCCUCACUAUAGAACAAAACGUGACAGUGGUUCAUUUUCACAUCUUUGCACAGGUAGAUGAGAUCAGUUUCAGAUACAAGUAUCAGCCGAUCACCUAAAAUUAAGUUAACCUGGGCCGAUUUCUUGAUGCACCCCUACAAUUAGAACAACACUGUAUUAUGUCAAGAUUAAGAAGAGUAAGAAGAACUGUUCACCAUGACUGAGUCUGCUAAAGUUGCACUGCUGUAUCUUUAAUUUAUUUGCAAAAACUAACAACUGCAACUAUUGUGGAAUAAAUCAGAUCGAAUGUACCUUUUGAAGUCAUGAAAUUGUUUAGGUUUAAGCAAUCUGAUUUCUAUUUCUCCAGUAACUGAUCCCACCAUGCUUACUGUGUCAGUAGCAGAAGCAUUCAAACUCCAGUAAUUACAGACGUCGUUCACUAAACUCGUCAGUCAUCCUGGUGUGGUCUGCAGUAUAACACUAUUCUCAACCCUGCAACUGUCAAGGCAAUAUUUACUUUCUUCCCACAUAGACAUAAGUCUGACCUAACUGUUCCACAACUACUGCCGCCACGGCAUCUGUAGUCUUCACUGGAGAGAGUAGAAUUGUGGCGUUGUUAUUCACGAGAGCUUCUCCACCGUGGUUCACUUCUUUUCCGCCAUACUGUCUGUUAUAUCGACUUGUUACAUGAGUAUUUUGAUUGUAGUGGCAACGUAAUCCCAUCCCUAAUAAACAUUUAUGCUGCUCUUGAAA